AGGCAGGAAAAAAAAAAACUAACAUUAUGAGUAUGAACUACGCGUCUGCGGCGCCCACGCAGAGGUCGACGUCGUUUUUCAUUGAGGACAUCUUAUUGCACAAACCCAAGCCGCUGAGAGAGGUCAUCCCCUCUCCGUUCUGUAGCUCCCUGGCCUCCCGGAUGCCCAUCCUGGAGUAUGGAUACCCUCUGAUGCCAACCCCGAUACUGGCGCCACACUCGCACCAUCCUCUCCACAAGCCGGAGCAUCACCAGUACUUUUUCACUUCUGGGAUGCAGAUGCCGGCCUUGUUCCAGCAUCACGCGGAGUUACCGGGGAAACACUGCAGACGCAGAAAGGCCCGGACGGUUUUCUCCGACUCGCAGCUGUCCGGCCUGGAGAAGAGGUUUGAGAUCCAGCGGUACCUGUCCACACCGGAGAGAGUGGAGCUGGCUACGGCGCUCAGCCUGUCCGAAACACAGGUAAAAACGUGGUUUCAGAACCGGCGGAUGAAGCAUAAGAAGCAGCUGAGGAAGGCGCAGGACGAGCGGAAGACCCCCGGAGAGCUGGAGCGGUCCGCGGAGAACUCCAGCGAGAGCGAACUGAACGACAAGAGCGCGGAGGAGCUGAAACACGGACUGGAGCCGGACUCGUACAUGCUGGAGGAAAACGACGAUGAUGUGGAUAUCGAGGAUGACAUUUGUUCACCGGAUCAUCUACUAUAG
This is a messenger RNA of Epinephelus fuscoguttatus (brown-marbled grouper), 704 nucleotides long. RefSeq names its product brain-specific homeobox (gene bsx). Gene Ontology annotation, molecular function: DNA binding; DNA-binding transcription factor activity, RNA polymerase II-specific. Gene Ontology annotation, biological process: regulation of DNA-templated transcription. The record is from RefSeq and is a predicted model, not a curated record. NCBI's taxonomy places the organism in Eukaryota, Metazoa, Chordata, Actinopteri, Perciformes, Serranidae. Bases 27 to 704 code for a protein of 225 amino acids. The transcript has 3 exons.